Molecule: messenger RNA, 2583 nt
Organism: Phalaenopsis equestris
Lineage: Eukaryota; Viridiplantae; Streptophyta; Magnoliopsida; Asparagales; Orchidaceae
Product: RNA polymerase I-specific transcription initiation factor RRN3-like
Exons: 16
Coding region: 283-2211 (642 amino acids)
Biological process (GO): transcription initiation at RNA polymerase I promoter
Cellular component (GO): nucleus
Molecular function (GO): RNA polymerase I core binding; RNA polymerase I general transcription initiation factor activity
Source: RefSeq, a predicted model, not a curated record
UAUCUGGCGUCUACACGUUCCCCUCUCCUGCCGAAACCCUCGCCAGCCUCCCGCCCCCUUCUCCUGGUUUAGCCUGAAACCAUCGCCUACCUUCCCCCUACUCCUCGAGCGACCGAAACCCCAGCGAUAUAGUCGCGACUAGAACUUUCUGGGAACGCAGCUGCGAUCGCAGCGUACAAAAACCUUCGAAACUCCCAUCUUUCUUCUCCUUCAGCAACUAUCCCAACCGAAACCAUUGACGAAGCUACGUUAACUGCUGAUAUCAUUGGUUUGAGGUUGGAUAUGGGGGUUGAACCAGUGCAUUCUGACAUGGCAAUGCGUGAAGUAGAGGAUUACUAUCUUAGUGACUCUGCUGUAUGCUCCUCCAUUGCUGAGAUACUUGAAGGGGUUGCCAAGCCUCCAAAUUUGGUGGCCGAACGAGACAGAGAUCUCUACGAACAACUCCUUGUAAUUGUAAUCCCAUCGACAAGAAAAGAGAACCUGGAUGAAGAGAUUCUAUUUGUGACAGCUUUGAAGGCACUAUCACUUGUUGUCUACAAGAUUAGCAAUGUUUACCAUGCUUCACUUCUAAGAAAUAUUUUCUCAAUGUGUAUUUGGGAUUAUGGUUUGGAUGCCAGAACUGCUCUGUUGGAGUUAAUCGCUAACUUGGCUGUUGUACCCGACGAGUUCCUUGAAGAUAGCUUAGAGAUGCUCGUAAGAAAUUUUCAGCCACCGGAAAGGUUGCAUGGAUAUGUUUACCAACCAAGAUGGCAUGAAGAAAAGAAAAGGAUUAAUGGCCAGUUAUAUGAAACUUUGUAUUCUAUCACUUAUUUGGUACCCCUUGCUCCUUUGAAGCUAAAGGAUGUUCUUGAGAGAAGAAUGCCAACAUUCCGUGCUAAUAAAGCGCCGUUGUUAUCGUUUGUGGAGUGUAUGCUGGGUUUGGAAAGUAAUGAGAUUGGAGAAUAUCUUCAGAGCACAUUGCUUUCAAUGGUGGUCGAACUGCUUGUUGAUCUAGACGUAAAUAUAACUUGGAAGGAUAUUCUAACGGAAGAUUAUAAUAGAGGCAUAUUUGACAUGGAGGUGGAAGACUUGGAGGACAAUGCGGAGAACAAUUCAGUUGGCAGCCAAACAGUUUGCAGAAAGGGUCAAGGUUUUGGAGAUCUUAAACAAAAGUUGACUGACAAGUUAGAUUGUGUUAUGGUGAUUGUUUGUGAGCAUAUCAAAUCAUCAGCUUCUGAUCGUAGAUUGGAGAAGGUAUUUGAAACACUUAUGGAGUCCUUUCGAAAAACUGUGUUGAAUGCUUAUAAGUCAAAAUUCUCACAGUUCAUAAUGUUCUAUGCUUGCUCGCUGGACCCCGACAUUUCUGGCUUGAAAUUUGCUAUUUUUCUCACGGAUACUUUUGUUUCGAAAGAUGAGUAUCCAAAUUCAAGGAUGAGCGCAGUUGCCUAUCUUGCUAGCUACUUGUCUCGAGCGAGGUUUAUUUCUUCUGCGGUGGUUUCCAGCAUAGUUAAAAGGUUAGUGGAAUGGUGUUAUGAUUAUUGCUAUUUACCGGCUGGAAGUGAAAGAAUAAAGAACCCCCAAUAUCAUCGCAUCUUUUAUGCUGGUUUCCAGGCUGUAAUGUACAUACUUUGCUUCAGAAUGCGAUUGUUGAUGGAUAUUCCAGAGCUCAAGGAAAUACUUUUUCAUUUGCCAUUAGAAGCAAUCUUAUGCCAUCCUCUGGAUCCUUUGAGGGUAUGUUUGCCUACAAUAGUGCAAGAGUUCUUACGUCAAGCUAUGGCAGCUCAUCUACUAAAGAAACCUUUCUUGUCCUGCAUUCAAAACGAAUUGCUGGAGUCUGAAUUUUCGAGAGGUUUUGGCGGGGUUGAGAGGCUCGAUAUGUUCUUUCCUUUUGAUCCAUACUUGUUAAAACAAUCCGACAGAUUCAUGAGGCCCAACUUCGAGUUCUGGUCCAUGGUGAGGAAAACAUACAGUAAUUUCAACAGUGAUGAUGAUUUGGAUGAUCUGGAUCCGGACUCCAUUGAUGAGGGCAGUGAUGAUGGUCUUGAUGAAGAGGUUGCUGAUGAGGAUGAUGAAGACGAAGACGAAGACGAAGACGAAGUUGAACUUGGGUGUUCCAUGAACAACAUGUCGAUCACUCCAAGACCGGUCUUUGAGAUGGCGACCGCCAGCGGCAGCAUUCCAAUUCCGAGUAGAAUGCCUGCCAGAAUCAGACCAUCCGUAAGCCCUGUCUAGUCACCCCUUCCACAAUCAAAAUUUGAUUUAUUUUGAUUAUUUGGAGGAUAGAUGGACAUCAUCCUGUUCUUCAAUGUUCUAGAAAGGGGAGCUAUGCUUGUUGGAGAAAGAGGGGAAAGAGCGAAAGUGUCAAUUUUGUAUUUGAAUUUAAUUUUGAUAGUUAAAGGUUUUCUUGUAAUGCCAAUAAUAGAAUACAACUAUAGUACCAUAAAUGGGUUGGAACACUAUCAUCACUUUUGGCUCUUGGAGAAAUUGGAAGUGGUUGCCUAGGAAAUUUUGGGUAUAGCUUAUUCAUUUUUGGACCUUUCAGAGCAAAGUGUAACUGAAUUUUUCGCAAAGAAUUUAAUGAUAUAGUAUUAUAUCUUAAUUUCA